ACGGAGUUUUUGGCUUCGGGUGCGAUUUGUUGAAAAUUUCAUUUAAAUAAAUCUACACAACUUUCAUCAAAACGUAUACAAAAUUGUUAUUAUUUAAAACAUUAUUAUAUAUAUAUUUUUAAAAGUUAAUAAAAGUGAAAAAAUACAAAACAAAAAAAAUGUCAAACGGUGAACAAAAAAACAUAAAAGUUGCAGUUCGCGUCCGUCCAUACAAUAGACGUGAAUUGGAAACAAAUCAAAGAACAAUAAUUAAAGUCAUGGACAAAACAACUCUCCUCUUUGAUCCUGACGAAGAGGACGAUGAGUUUUUCUUUCAAGGAGUCAAACAACAUUAUCGUGACAUGACAAAAAGGGUCAAUAAGAAACUCAGUAUGGAUUUUGAUCGAGUUUUUGAUACGGAAUCAUCAAAUGAAGAUUUGUUUGAGGAAUGCACAAUGCCGCUGGUUGAAUCGGUCAUGAAUGGAUACAACUGCUCCGUUUUCGUGUAUGGAGCAACAGGAGCUGGCAAAACUUUCACAAUGCUUGGCAGCGAAGAUUGUCGAGGUCUUACAUAUCUCACAAUGCAAGAGCUCUUCAAUAAAAUCGGCGAUCUCAGUGAGACACGCAAAUUUGAUAUAGGCGUCAGCUACUUGGAAGUAUACAAUGAGCAGGUGAUGAAUCUACUAACAAAAAGUGGUCCAUUAAAACUACGUGAAGACUCAAAUGGCGUAGUAGUUAGUGGCCUGGUUCUAAAGCCAAUAUUCAGUGCCGACGAGUUGCUAGAGUUACUUGCUCAGGGCAAUAAUAAUCGAACACAACAUCCAACAGAUGCAAAUGCAGAGAGCAGUCGGAGUCAUGCUGUUUUUCAAGUUCACAUCCGCAUGACUGACAAAAAAUCUGGCCAGAAACGAACUGUUAAGUUGUCUAUGAUUGAUUUGGCAGGAAGUGAAAGAGCAGCAAGUACUCGCGGUAUUGGUGUUAGAUUCAAAGAGGGAGCGAGUAUUAAUAAAUCUCUUCUGGCAUUGGGAAAUUGUAUAAACAAGCUGGCCGAUGGAAUGAAACACAUUCCCUAUCGCGAUUCAAAUCUUACGAGAAUCUUGAAAGAUUCCUUAGGUGGAAAUUGUCAAACUUUGAUGAUUGCUAAUGUUUCCAUGAGUUCUUUGACCUACGAAGAUACAUACAACACGCUUAAGUAUGCCAGUCGCGCCAAGAAGAUCCGUACAACUCUCAGGAAGAAUGUUAUGAAGUCUAAUAUGCCCAAAGAGUUCUAUGUUAAGAAGAAUAUGGAACUGCAAGACGAAAAUGAUCGUCUUCAAGAGAUUAUAAAAAACCUGGAGAACAAACUGGCCACUGCGACAAAAUCUGCAACAACAUCAAAGUCCUAUGACGAAUCCGAAUUGCAAUGUUGGUAUCGUAAGAUCGAUGCAGUAUAUUCUUCGGUUAUCAAGGCCCAAGAAUACUACUAUGGAAUGCAAAGCAAAGAAAAAAUACUCAAGUUCCGAUGUCGACUCAAAGAAAAGAGAGAAAAAUUCAAGAAAAUUCUUACACUCGACACGAUGCCAACUCAAAAUGAUACAAGCCGGUUUGAAGCAUCGAUCGAUCGGUUUGGCAAGCAGAUUUUCAAACAAAAAGAAGAUCUUGUACGAUGGCGGAAAAAACUUCAAGAAUCUUUGAAAGAUAUCAAAAAGCUAAACAAAGAAGUCAAUGAGGCUAAAUGUUCUAACAUUCUUCAAAUAUAUCUAACGCGCAAGGGCAUGGAAGUUCAAACAUCAAAACAAAAUAUCAAAACAAAUCAUAUUGCUAAACUUAAUUCCUUAUAUCAUGCCGACUAUGAACAUCUGGUAGAAAUGUUUUCGUUGGGCUGCGAAAUUGUUCAAAAAGAUUAUGUCAUCCUCAAAUUCGAUGUUGGUAUUGCUUCAGAGCAUAGUGAAAAACUUGAAAAACUACGUAAAUUAAUGAAUGGCAAUGGAAUUAAGUUCAAAGAUGAUGAAAACAAGGAAAGUGAAGAUGAAUUUCAACUAAGUUUUGAUGAAAAUCCUUCGGAUAAUGAAAACGGCAUAGAAAUUCAAGUAAAUGGAAAACGUAAAAAUAAUUCAAGCGACGAAGAAGACGGAGUGUCUAUGUACAAGCGAAACAAACGGCUUUUUGAUGAUAUUGUUGACCUGGGUGAUGGAACGAUGCAAAAUGAACUUGACAUUUUUAAACGUCCCGUCGAUGGUAAUCCUGAUGAAACGCAAGUGUUGUCCAGUACAGUUGAUAUCACUGAUUACAACUCAACAUUUGAGGUUUCAUCCCUAGGGAGCAAUAAAAAAACUGAUUUAAUAACUGGUAUUUUAUGUGAGGAUAAUUCUAGUGCAGCGAAUCGCUUGCAAAUUAAGAAAGCUCUCUUAAAAUCCAAUAUAACUCGGGAUACAGUUCUAAAAACUGUCAAAUUAGGUAUUCAAAAAGAAAAUCAGAAGUUCAGUCCAAGUCGAGUUCGAAAGAGUCCCAGAACAACAACAAUCACAUCUCGAGCAUUAGCUUCAACUGCUAACUUUCUGAAACGACAAAAAGCUAAGGCUACUGGAAGUAGUAGUACAGCAGAACCUGCAGUCAGAAUUAAUAGGACUGCUUCUUUGAGAAUUAAAAAAACAUAAAUUUUAUUGAUUAAUUUAACAGAUAUUUAUAAAUUUAUUCACACAAAGGUAUCUAAUGAAUAUGUAUUUCAAAAAAGCCGGUAUAUUAUUUUUUGUUGUGCUUGUUUGUAAAAUUUUAUUAUAACCCAGUAUUCGAAUUGCUUAGAAAGCAAAAGGAAGAACUGAACAAUAAAAUAAUUUUAUUUAUUCCUUAA
Molecule: messenger RNA, 2809 nt
Organism: Episyrphus balteatus (marmalade hoverfly)
Lineage: Eukaryota; Metazoa; Arthropoda; Insecta; Diptera; Syrphidae
Gene: Klp67A
Product: kinesin-like protein KIF18A
Exons: 6
Coding region: 159-2615 (818 amino acids)
Biological process (GO): microtubule-based movement
Molecular function (GO): microtubule binding; ATP binding; microtubule motor activity
Source: RefSeq, a predicted model, not a curated record